GAGUCCGAGGUGCCUUGGCUUCCUCAGCAUCAGCACAUCUGGCAGGGGGUCCGGCCAAACUCAGCCCCCACACCCACGGAGGCGGCUCCAGCUGGGUUUAUAACCCCCUGCCUCGAAGCCGGGGCUUCCUGCUCCGCUCACUGGAGGCUGAGCUGGGCCACGCCGACCCAGAGCUCCUGUGGGGGUGGAUCAUGGCGGGACUCUGCUCCCCGCUGGCCGCACUGCUCCUGCUGGUGGUGCUGCCGUCCCCAGCGCAGGGUGCUGAGGAGAGUCAAGACCAGCCAGUGUUCAGCCGUAUCAUCGGGGGGCAGGAUGCCCAGGAGGGUCAAUGGCCCUGGCAGGUCAGUGUGCAGGAAUAUGAUAAUGAAAAAUCUGAAUACCACCACAUCUGCGGAGGAUCCCUCAUCUCCGCCCAGUGGGUGGUGUCAGCCGCUCACUGCUUCAAUCGCUUUCUCCCUGACUCUGCGUAUCGCAUGAACCUGGGGGAGUACCAGCUCUCCAACCCCUCCCCCACCCGGAUCUCGUCCCCUGUGAAUGGCAUCUUCAGGCACCCCAACUACAACCAGAGCACGUUCUUCGCCGACAUCGCCCUGGUGCAGCUGACGGAACCUGUCAAUUUCACGGACACCAUCCGUCCCAUCUCCCUGCUUGGCCCCUCCACCCAGUUCCCAGCAGGGGAAAAGUGCUGGGUUACUGGUUGGGGCAAAAACGGGUCGGAGUGUAAAGAUACUCUUCAGCCACCCCGGACGCUUCAGGAGGUGCAGGUUCCUCUCGUCAAUGUGUCGACCUGCAGAGAGAACUUUGGGGAACAGAGCCACUGGAUCCAAGAUGACAUGCUGUGCGCUGGGUCCAGGGGUGACCCUAAUGGCCCCUGCAAGUUUGACUCCGGGGGGCCUCUGGUCUGUCCAAGGAAUGGCAGCUUCGUCCUGACUGGGAUCAUCAGCUGGGGCAGAGACUCCCCACCCCCACUCCCAAGGGUGUACGUCCAGGUCCCAGUCUAUGUCAACUGGAUCCAGAAUGUCACGGGUGACGCUGGCCUCUCGAUCGUCUCUCCUGCUGUACUCAGUCCCGGUACUACCCCACUGGGGUCCCUCAGCAAUAGCUUAGUCUGCUCAUGCCUAGCGCUGGCUCUGGCUGCACCACUCCUUGCUGGGCUCCUGCUGACAGCCCUGUGACCUGCCCCAUUGGGGCUCCCACCCAUGCCAACCCCCUGGAACAGAUGCACCUCCAGGUCACAUGGGAACCCCCCGCCAGCCGGGGUGUGUAUAGACCCCCCUUGGCACCAGGUCUGGGCCCCACAUUGCUGGGGCCUGUGGGACAUGGCUGGGAGAGGGUGGUGGAUGGAAGCUGAGGGGGUAGCUAUGGGGAGUGGGGAGCGCAGGGGAAAAGGGGUCAUAUCCAGCCCUUCCUGCAACUUUGCAAUACCUCCCGCCCCGGGGUGAUUGGGAUGCCAGUGGGGAAGGGCCCCACAGCCGCUUUGAUCCCACCGGUUGUGCUCCGAAAAUCAUCAAUAAAUCGGCUUUGCAAAUUCUGUCUCCUCCCAGCAGCAGCUGCGAC
Messenger RNA from Chrysemys picta bellii (western painted turtle), 1557 nucleotides. The record is from RefSeq and is a predicted model, not a curated record. Lineage: Eukaryota; Metazoa; Chordata; Testudines; Emydidae.